Messenger RNA from Schistocerca gregaria, 6349 nucleotides. RefSeq names its product beta-1,4-N-acetylgalactosaminyltransferase bre-4-like. The coding region runs from base 1097 to 2275 and encodes 392 amino acids. NCBI's taxonomy places the organism in Eukaryota, Metazoa, Arthropoda, Insecta, Orthoptera, Acrididae. Gene Ontology annotation, biological process: carbohydrate metabolic process; glycosphingolipid biosynthetic process. The record is from RefSeq and is a predicted model, not a curated record. Gene Ontology annotation, molecular function: N-acetyl-beta-glucosaminyl-derivative 4-beta-N-acetylgalactosaminyltransferase activity. The transcript has 6 exons.
AAUAUACCUUAAAUUGCAUGUUACUUUGUAAUAAUCUUUGUAAGACGUAUUCUUUGGCUCGGAAAGUUAAUUAUUCGCCAAAUCAUUAAACAAAAUUUGAAAUAACAGAAAAGUUCUUCGAGCGUUUUAAAGUUCGUCCUCAGUUUAACUUCAUAACUUUAACUACGUUUUGUAUCACGCUUAUUGGACACUGUGGAAAAUAUCAGUGGUACCGCCGUUCCCCCAACGAUAUACGUCGGGAACGAAAAUUACUCUUUUUAGAGUAAGUUCUACUAUUAUGAGUUUAUUUUGUUCAUAAACUAUGUAUUAUCUUUCACGGCCGUUAAACCAACGCUCUUAAGAUUUAAAAAUUCAUUCACUUUAUCGUUUCUCAAUUCUUUUGACUUCUGCAGCUUCAGUCGGCCUUGCCCAAUUGCGCACUGGCGUUACACCGGUGUAAAGCAAAGUGAAAACUGUCGCGCACAAAAUAUUUACUACUCUCUGUCAGCUGUAGAAGUUGACAGCCGAUCGUAGUUCCAAUUCUGGUCAGCAGAUGGCAGCAAGUAACAACGCUUUCUGCCGCCAAGCUCGGUUUCUUGGGAGAGCCUCGGCUCCUGGCAGAAUCCUUGUCGAUCAGUCGCCGCAGUCGACUUGCUGGGUCGGACGCGUGCGGUCCUGUGUAGCGGUCGAGUGGCUUGUUUAGUUUUAGUGUGCUUCUGUCACGCUGAGUGGGAGGUGCAGGUUAAGUAUUUGUUCUCAUCGCAGUGAAUUCAGUGUACAUGCUGUGACAGUGGCCUUUGCGGCACAUACUGUGAUAAACAUUGCUCUCCUGCCGGAGCUAUACUACUUAGUCUUUGUGAAUAAGAACAUCUGUUUCAACUAGCGGCCCUUGCUGUAGACAGUCACCCAGAGGAAGAUAUGUGCUUUUCCAUGUGAGUACUCCCUGCUGCUGCUGCUGCUGCUGCUGCUGCUGUUGCUACACCCGCCGCGUAUCUGAGCCGCAGCCGCCACACGCGAGGACUGUCGCUCGGUUCAUCGCCGGUGGGGCCGCUCCAUCAGAUCAGCCGACUGGCUGGUCAGCGUCGCAGCCGUGUGCCCGAAUGAGUGUCGGCGCGGCAUGUGGGCGGCGCUGCACAGCUGGCAGCGGUCGCAGCUGUGCAAGCUGCUGGCGGUGCUGGUGGCGGCGGCGCUGCUGGCGCAGUGCGCCUUCUCGCUGCUGGAGCCUCGCGGCCUGGAGCCGCUCUUCACCAUCAGCUCGCUGCCGCUGCGCCGGCCCGGGCCGGGCGCCGCCGGCGCCUACCGCGCACGCACUCACGCGCCGCCGCGCGGCCUGCUCUUCUCCGCCUCCGACGGGCUGCCCGCCGCCGACGCCACCGCCACCGGCGCCACGCCCGCCGCCGCGCCGGACUUGGCCUCGCUCUCCGUCGACGGCGCCAACUCCUCGGCAGCCGCCAACCUCUCCGCGCUGCCCAUCUGCCCAGUGCUGCCGCCCAACCUCGAGGGCCCGCUGAAGGUGUCGCGCGAGUCGGCGCCUCUGGCCUCGCUGCAGGAGGGCCGCGGGCCGGCGUGGCUGCGCGCGCUGUCGGCCGGCGGACACUUCCGGCCGUCGGGCUGCCGCGCGCGACACCGCGUCGCCGUCGUGGUGCCCUACCGAGACCGCGCCGCACACCUCGCGCUGCUGCUCACCAACCUGCACCCCCUGCUGCAGAAGCAGCAGCUCGACUACCGCAUCGUCGUCGUCGAGCAGGCGGGAAAUGGUGCCUUUAAUCGUGCCAUGCUGAUGAACAUUGGCUUUGUGGAGGCUCUCAAGCUGUAUGACUUCCAGUGUUUCAUCUUCCAUGAUGUAGACCUGCUGCCAGAGGAUGACCGUAACCUGUAUACGUGCCCAGAGCAGCCGAGGCACAUGUCUGUGGCCAUUGAUGUCUUCAAGUACAGACUGCCAUAUGCCGACAUUUUUGGAGGAGUAAGUGCCAUGACACGGGAGCAGUUCCAGAAAGUGAAUGGCUUCAGCAACAUGUUCUGGGGAUGGGGUGGUGAAGAUGACGACAUGUCAAAUCGCAUUCGUUUCCACGGGUACCACAUCUCACGGUACCCAGCCAACAUAGCACGCUACAAGAUGCUCACACAUCGAAAACAGCGUGCUAAUCCUAAGCGCUACGAGUUCCUCAACACGGGUCGCCGUCGUUUUCGCACUGAUGGGCUCAACAGCCUGCACUAUGACUGUGAGCGGACUCUAUUGUAUCGCUCACACACACAGCUGCUUGUCCGCCUGCCAUCGCCUACUGCACCCAGCUGAUGGGCCGCCAACUUUGUGGGGCUUUGGCAUGGCUGAAACUGGAUACGUGGCUGUAUACCCAUCAGUCAUCACAUGAAUGAGUCAGCACUUUUCUGAUACCUGCACAACUGACUGGAAGUAUUCUUGUGUAACCUCAUCACAUUAUAACACAUCACAUAAUAUUUCAUGGUACAGUCAACAUGUGUAUCACUGAAUCUAUUGGGUGCUUCUUUCAUUGAGUGGAUAUGAUGGAAAAAAUACUGGUUUUAUGGGAAGGUUUGUCCCCUUCCCCUUGAAUAAUUUCCAUCUAUAAAGUUAGUUCAUGUACCCGCCUGAAACUUUUGAAAAAAUGUAAUGCUACUAUGUGUAAUCUCAAUCUUUAUCCCUUCAUGUCUUGUUCAUGUUUGUUUGAAUUUGUAAGCUUGUACAACAUUCUGAAAUUUCAUAUAGUCUAUGGGGAAUGUUAUUAACGAACAAUAUUGCCUCAAAUUUGACUUUUAUGGUGGAUCUAAAAUAUCCCGCUUUUUAAAUCAAACUAGGAAGUCAUCAGGUUAUUUAUGUUACAAUAAUAGAAUCUCUUAAGCUAUUGGGUUGUGCGGAUUUUGAGUUUAAAUGAAAUAACUCUCUAACUUUCUAACUUUCUACUUUGUGUCUAUUGCAGUGCAAUAGUGUGCCGAGGAUGUUCACCACAAAAAAUAGUGCUUCGUAUUCUGUCAGAUGAACAUGUAAUGGAUAAGCUAUUGAAUUCAUGAGACUGCCAUACCUCGCAGUUGUUAGUAAAACAUUAAUUAUUAACUGCCACAUUUAUACUGCAUGGUGCUAUAGUCUCAUCAGUGAUGAACCUCUGGACUGGUGUUGUUGAGACAGGUUGUGGUCAGUUGUAAUGUGUCGCAUAGUGGUGCUGAAUUUGUCGCCAAAUUUUGUGUGUACCAAAAAAACUGUUAUAGUUUUUCAAUUGAUUAUGUGUAGUAAUAUUAGCAUCUACCAGUGAGUAGCACAGAUACAGAAACAGGAAGUAAUAUUAUUGCUUUUGUGUAUGUAACUUCUACAUGAAGGAUUGCUCUUUUGCAGCUGGCCUGUAAAAGCAAGUUUGAAGACAUUAGAGUUUAGUCAAAGUUCUUGAGAACUGUUCAGGAACUGAGAUGAGAAUCUCCACUGUGUCAGCUUAAGAGUAUGAUUGUGUAAUAUAAAGGUUUUGCUAAUAUUUUCAGUUAGUGUACUGUGGAAGUGCUGUUUAAUCUGCAACUGUUUAUUGUCAGUGUGAAUAUAUGUGCCUUACAAUUGUAUGUUGAUUCUGGCAGUUUACACAUUCCAAAUCAGUUGUGCACAAAAUAUGAAAAACUAUUGAUAUUAAUAUGAUUUUCUUAUUAGAGCAUAAUUGCUACCCUCCAUAACCUAAAGAAGAUUGGUCUGUGAAACUGCUGAGAAUAUAAUUGUUAGGUAAUGUUGAUGUAAUUGCAGUGCAGGCAGUAUGUAACAAGCAUGUGCAAAUAUUUGUGGUAGAAUGUAUGUAUGUAGUUGAAUUUCAAAAACUAGUCGGAGUGAUUGAAUGGUACAUAUCAUUUCUGUUGCUUGUUCUACAGAUUUUCUUUCUUGUGUGUGUUGUCCAUCUAUAUUCCUAUUCAAUUGAGUAUCCCAUUGGGACCAGUUCAUUGUUUUUGUUGUUAAAAUGUUACAAAAUUUGUCAUCUAAUAAUUAUAAAGAAAUUAGAGGCCUGCAUAUUCUUGUGAUUUUUGUGAUAUUUUAUUUUUAUGUGAUGGUAAAUAUCUGUGAUUAAUAGUGGCUAGGGAGAUAGAACAGUUAGAAAUUUUUUCUAAGAAUUUUAUGUGUGAAACUCUAUUGUUAGUCGGAUGAAUAGUGUGUGGUAUCAAAAUUAUGAAGUUUACUUACAAUAAACAAUUAAGAAACAGGAAAGAUUUUCUUCUGAAAGUUAGGAGCUUACAUAUUUACACGUGUUCCAGAUAAAAUAAUUGUUUCAUAAGUAACAGGGAUAUUUUGUCAAUAAAUUUUAAUUUUAAUUGGAAUAAUAUCAGAACUAUUUUUUUAAAGGUGUUGAUAGUAGGCAUUUGACAUCUGUAAAAAGUUGAUACUGAAGUUGUAUGACAUGUUUGAGAAUUCGCCAAAAGAUUAAGUGCAGGAGGCUGGAAGAGUGAGAAAUCCAGCUUCUGUGUGAAUGAGUUGUAGAAAGCUAAACAUUGUCUCAUAUAACUUUCUUCACUACUCAUUCGGUACACAGGAUGAUGUGCUGAACUGCUAAACACAAAAUUAUCGGCCCAAAAAUAUUUAUGUCUUGUAAAUUGGUCUUCUGAUUUGUGGCAAAUUAUUUCUUAGAGGAAAUAAAAUAGAAACAUACUAUAAUAUUAUGUAAGAAAAAAAAAUUCUUCACUCAUGUCAUUGAAAUAAAUUCAUAUUUGAGCCUUAAAAGUAAAAUUGUUAACAUGACCCUAUGCUAUUGUAGAUUCCAGCAACUAGCUCUCUCUCUCUCUCUCUCUCUCUCUCUCUCUCUCUCUCUCUCUCUCUCUCUCUCUCUCUCUCUCUCUCUCUCUCUCUCUCUCUAUCUGCAGGGAUCAAUGAAUGGUGAAUGAUUUGAAACAGGUCAACUAUCAAUGAACUAUUAAUAAAAGGAAGCAAUUGCUAUAAACGUGAAACUGCUCUUCUCCCAGUUGUGCAUUAUUCAGUUAAUGUUUACACAGGAUAUACAUACCACUUACUAGGCUCACUUCUUUUAGUAAAUAGAUAACUAUUAAAAAUUGCGGCAGACAGCAGUAGAGUGGGGGGGAUGGGGGGGGGGGGGGGGGGAGGGGAAACUUUGAACAUGCCCAGUGGAAAUUCUUAACAAAGUGUAAAAUCACAGUGAAGUCAAAGCAGUCUUCCAGUUUUAAACAGAGUGAACAGGUAUGACAGAUCCCUUAAAAAGUAACAUUUGGUAUUCAGUAAUAAUUCUUGUUUUGAAUUAAAUAGUCUGUUUUAUGACCAUACUUUCUCAUUAGAUUCCAAUGAGAAGCAUAAUAUAAACUGUCACAUGUUAUAAUCAUAAUUCGCAUUACUGUUUGUUGUGCACAUUCAUUUCAGUAUAUUUGAUUUAGCUAGGUUUCCUGCUGAAAUUUACACUUCAUAAAUUUGAAAGGAGAUGUUAAAUGUAUUAUAGGACAUUAUCUUCUGGAUAACUGCAGGGAUAUAAUACAUUUUUACAAGAGCUGUUUUGUAGGCUAUAUUUCAAUAUUAAUUUUAUUUCCUUUUAGUGUAACUGGAACAGUAUAAUAUAUUUUCAGGAAUUGCCCCUGUUGUCUUGCUUUAUCUUAAUGAAUUUAACAUUUUCUUCCAAACUGAAAUCGGAAUACAAAAAAGUUUCUAGGUAUUUAAAUAAGUACUGAAAGGCAAAAGAGAUUUUUUUUUUUUUUUGGGGGGGGGGGGGGGGGGAGGGAGUAGAAGAACGACAGAAAUGAUGCAAAUGUAUUUCUCUCAAUGCUCCUCCUUCGCACCCCACUCCCCUCCCCCCUCCUCCCACAUCUGGCCACUUCUCUGAAAAAAGAAAGACAGAUGGACAGACAUAACAAAUUUCUGUGGAUUUUGAAUUUUGAAGGAGUAACAGACACUUCAUUCCUUUGACACACUUAAUUUAUCAAACUAAUUUAUGAUGCAGUAUCGGUUCUUAAGAUAAAUUAAAAUGUCAGAUAAGUUCACAAUAAUAAGUUACUGUCACACAGAUUCUAGCUACCAGUUUGUAAUCAGAUUUGUUUAAAUCUUAAAACCAGUUAAAAAUUCAGUUAUGGUUGUUGGUUAACUAUAAUAAAAUUUUACAUACCUGCAUCAUAUUCACUCUGCUGUAGCAUACUGCUAACAAAAAUAUCAUUUCAUUAACAUUGUAAUUAUGUGGAAGUUAGUCCUUGUGCAAUUUCAGGCAUUAACAAAAUGUUUUUUUCAUAAUUAUAAGGCUGCUUCAUAAGUCAGAAAAAAGUUCCAGGUCAGUGAAUGAAAUUACUUCUAUAUAUAUUCAGAAUGUAAACUAUUAUAAAUACAAAAUGAAGCUGGAGCAUAUGUAGCACUGUUGCAACUCAAACUUUGUAAAUAAACGAUCUGGAAUACUGUCAGAUA